Molecule: messenger RNA, 4014 nt
Organism: Homarus americanus (American lobster)
Lineage: Eukaryota; Metazoa; Arthropoda; Malacostraca; Decapoda; Nephropidae
Product: sodium- and chloride-dependent neutral and basic amino acid transporter B(0+)-like
Exons: 12
Coding region: 183-1922 (579 amino acids)
Biological process (GO): sodium ion transmembrane transport
Cellular component (GO): membrane
Source: RefSeq, a predicted model, not a curated record
UUUAAAGGACAGUAGGAAAAAACUCGUGGUAGUGUAAACCCACAGGGAACUGAAAAAUUAAAACUGCUUUAAAGGUGGAUGCAUGGCAGAGGUUCGGUUACCGAAACAAAUCAUCGCUACUCAGAAAACAAAUUCUUUGUCAACUUUUAGAAGGUGGUAGAUACCGGCAAGGUGACUCCAUUAUGAUAAAGGCCAUUUUAAGAAGGCUACACGAGGUGCUGGCAAGACCCUCUCCAGAACGAGGGACAUUUACCAAACCUGGGGAAGCUUUCCUUGCCCUGGCUGGGUACUCUGUUGGUUUGGGCAACUUCUGGAGGUUUCCUUAUUAUUCAUACAAGUAUGGUGGAGCGGCCUUCCUCAUCUCAUACAUCGUGUGCAUGAUGUGUAUCGGUCUUCCUCUAUACUUCAUGGAGUUAGCUCUGGGACAGUAUGUAAGCCUGGGACCUACACAGAUGUUCUCCUUCAUGUGCCCGCUCCUCUCAGGUGUUGGAUGGGGGAUGGUGCUUUUAUUGCUCCUCGUGACCAUCUACUACAACUUGCUCUUGUCUUGGGCACUCUUCUACAUUGGUGCGUCCUUCUUUAGUCCGCUUCCCUGGUCCGACUGUCAAAAUGAUUUCAACACUGAUGAUUAUCUCCAUAGUAACCCAGAGGAGAAGUCAUAUGUCGCAGCCAAGGAAUAUUUCAUCCACGAUGUGUUAGGGCAGCCAACAGGAGAGGAAGGCACCUAUGAGUUUCAUGGCUUGUUGGUAUUAUGCUUGGCCUUGGCCUGGGUACUAGUGGCACUGUGUCUAGGUGGAGGCAUCAGGGGAACUGGCAAGAUCCUCUACGUCACAGUCAUCUUCCCCUACGUUGUUCUUGCCUGCCUCCUUGCUAUCAACUAUGACAGAAGCAACGAUGCAGGACGUGAGCGCUGGCUGGCGAGCUUCUCCAAUUUUAAUUCCUCAGAGCUCCUGCAUCUUGAUAUAUGGAUUUCUGCUGCCUCACAGGUCAUCUACUCCCUUGGUGUGGCAUAUGGUGGCAUCACAACCCUUUCAUCUUACAACUCUCUCCAGCAAAAUUUUAUUCGGGAUGCUGUGUUGGUGUGCUUGCUUGAUGUGGGUACAUCCCUUUUGAGUGGCUUUGUGCUGUUCAGCUCAACUGUGGUGCUGACAGAUAAGAAACUUGAAGAUUCUCAUGGAACGUCAGUACUUGUCUUCACUGCUCUCUCAGCGAUGCUCUCUCGCAUUAAUAGUAGACCUUGGUCCAUCCUCUUCUUCUUCAUGGUCCUCACUCUUGGUCUUGACAGUCAGUUUGUGAUGGUAGAGGCAGUAACAACAGCUGUGUUUGACCAGUUCCAAGUGCUUCGGAGGAACCACCUGCCAGUGGUAAUGGGGACCUGUUCUCUACUUUUCGUGCUGGGUCUACCUAUGUGCACCAACUAUGGACUCAGUGUGUUCAACUUGAUGGACAUGAACACCAGCAAACACUCUCUUCUGAUGCUGGGCUUCCUUGAGGUCUUCAUCGUUAGUUACAUUUACGGCUUCGAGAAGAUGGUGACUAAUGUGAAGAAAGACCUGCGCUUGUGCGUGCCCAGACCUCUUUACUGGUACUGGGCUGCGACCUGGACAGUGAUCACCCCUCUGUGUCUCCUGGCUCUGACGGUUUUGGGGCUAUGGUCUGAGGACUGGAGUGUGGGAGACUCGCUCAGUAUGUUCGUCUGGGGCCAGGUCAUAGCCUUUGGUCCUGUGUUCCUUGUACCCAUCUUUGGCAUUUACAAAAUCUGGACUCGAGGAGACCAGAGUUUGGGUCAAUUAUUGAGUGCCACAGCCAACUUCUGCCCACAGUAUUUGAGGAAUGGCCGAGACCCUGUCACAAACAAUCAAUACUUACCUGAAAAUCACUUCUGUGGAGAUAACAGAGCAUUUGACCUUCAGGAGUUAUAAGAUUACAGUAUAUGAAGGGUAAAGAAUAAAUUGUAGUGUAGUGCUCAGCAUGGCUGUUGUCUCUAGUUCUUGCUAAACAAACUUUGUCAAAAGCCUUACCCAGCUGUUGCUGAUAUCGGUAUCAUGGACAGCAGACUUGUGUUGUUCUGUUUUCUCGAGUAAUACUGAUGAGAGACAGACAUUGUGUUGUAGUGAAAGAGCCAAGUGUUGCUCGCAGGCUCUGUGGCAUACAUAAGUGAAGAACCUCGGUGUUACUUCCCGUACCUGAGUGUUGUGUAAAAGUUGAGGUGGUACUUUCAGUACAGUACUUAAUAAUUUAAGUAAAAGAUACUUUUAUUCGCAGUUCUUAUGUUAUACUGUAUACUGUAUAUAAGCUGAGGAGUUUACAGCAAAAAAAGUGAAAGCCGUUGAAUUGUAUAUUGAAACAAAAUCUGUGGUACAGACUCAACGUCGCUACUGUUAUCACUUUAACGUCAGAUGAGUGCCAAUUUCAAAAUCAAUUCACUGUAGUGUUACCAUAUUUAAGGAAAACGAAACUGUUCACAAUCUAAAUAAAGGGGCAUCAGGUAGACCAAGGACCUCAGGGACGUUGGUAAGACCAUCCUCCUCUCAGCACCGUGAUGACGCAGUAGCGGUGUGGCUGAUAGGGGGCCAUCUUCUUACCCCCUUUCUUGUGCCGUUCAGCUGGUGAUAAUUUAAGCUGCACCAAGUUGCCCACACGGAAUGCUCCUUCUCGAUUGCAAUAUUUCUUAUACCUCCUCCCCUGCGCCACUGCUACUCUCCCUUUUGCCAAACAUAGUGCUUUCGCGAUCCUUCCCAACUUCUCCCGUACCAAAUGACCACCUACCUCCGCAUUACUCAGGUCUGCUGGACGGAAGUUAGGGUCAUCACGUGAUGUCUUUUCCGACACCAACUGUUCCGGACAUCUUGCAGGAACACCAUACUCCAGUUCGUGCUGAUCAUACCCUGUUGUUGCAUUCCUUGAUGAAUUGUGACUAAAUUGCAGAUGGGGCACCAUCUCCGGCCACAAAUUGAAGUUGUUAUCACAUAGACACUGCAGGUUGUCCAUAAACUGAUUUUGUCUCUCCAUCUGGGCUUGGCUGCGUGGAUGAUAGAGCAUUCCAAGUUUCUGAUGAAUGCCCGUCAUCCUACAUACUGCUCGGAACAUCUCAGACGUAAAAUGAGGCCCCCAGGCCGAUGAGAGUGACUGAGGCACUCCGAAUGUGCACACCCAACGAUCAAAGAGAGUCCUGGCUGCAAUGUCUGAUGUAGCAUCACACGUGGGUACCAUCACAAUAUACCGCGUCGGUACAUCCUGUAUGUGCAUUACAUACCGGAAUUGAUGCUUGCCAGAAACAGGAUACGGUCCCACAAAAUCCACUUGCAGUAGAUAAUUUGUGCAGUCAGGAAUUUCAUGUACUGCAACAGUUCUCUCCCUGGCACUUUAGCUCUUUUGUUCGUUCCACAUGCCACACACUAACUGAUGUGUGCCGCGACAUCAUUCUUCAUCCCCGGCCACCAGAAAUUGUUCCUUGCCCUCUCCCAUGUUUCCUUAACUCCAUCGGGUGCACUCUGCUCCAACGUCCGCUGUGUUGUAUAUAACAGAGCACCUCUUGCUGAGAUAACCUGAGAUGGGCCCGGAAAGGAUUUAGUUCCCCCUGAACCGGGGCUGAACUAUUUCCCCUAUUACCCUCAAGGAUUCUGACCAUGACAGCUAUAUCUUGUUCUCCUGUUGUUCUUUGAUGAAGGUCGGUAUGUCCCAGAAGGUGUUGGCAAGAUGUGUAGGAGCAUUAAUUGCACCUACUGAGGAAGUCCUCAUUUGUCCGACAUCAGAUACAAUUCGUGAGAGAUAAACCGCCAUGGACAUCGUCGGACUGCGACCUGCCUUGUAUAUAGGAUAGAUGUCUAACUGCUGCAGGAAAUCCAUCCACCUCCCCCUCCUGCCCCCGUUCCUCACUUAUGUCGAGCGAGUUGAGCCAGCGAAGGGCGCAAUGAUCCGCAAUCAGGUCGAGCUGGGAGGCUAUCACCAGCCAGACUUUAUAAACUAACUCUAAACAUGCUCAAAACACUUAAAAUAUAUCAUAAAAUAAUC